UGUUGACUUCCGACUUGGUCUUGAAUGGUCAACUCGGGUGUAUCAUUUCUUGCACUCCAAAAUGCUCCAAAAACAUCACUUUAUCAUGAAACGCUCCUGAACCUGAAAACAUACCUACAUGCUAGAAAACAGAUUAAAUAUAUAAUAAAACACUAGUAUACCAUGGUAGAAAACAGGUAAAAUCCAUGGUAUAUCAACUCCCCAGACUUACUCCUUUACUUGUCCUCAAGCAAAUACAGUAGUCUUUGGAAAAGGUUUGAAAACAGUAGGAACUCAAAGAUUCAAGAUAUUGAAGUCAUCACUCUAUGGGUUUGCAAUUCUUAUCUAAACAUCCUAAUCACAGAAGUACAUUAUGCCUUAUCCUAGCUUAACAACCAAACUCAUCUAGUCAACAACUUAGCAAAUCUCAUCUGACAUUCCCCUCUACUAACCUCAUUUCUUAACAUAAAAUAAAAGUGCAGGCUUUACCUUGGGAAUAUCGAUCAAAGGACACAUGGAUUCAACUCAAACAAGUAUCUGAACACAUAGGUAGUCUUCUCUGAUCCCUUUCUCCCCUCAUCUCUCUUCUCUGAAUCUCUUAUUAGUUUCAAUUUCAACAGGUUUCGAUGCCACAAAGGUCAUCUAGUCUAUCUCAUUGACAUUUGCAUUGUAACUCAUACAUUUUUGACAAAGUGUAGCGAAUAAUGGGGUCUCUGGUAUUACCUAUCCCUCGUUUCCACAAUGUGUAAUCAACCUUGAGAUUUAGAAUACUGGGGUCGCAGGAGACACUCCUAUCCCUUUGCCUCUCAGGAAAUCAUUUCAAUCUUUUAUAACAUAAACUUAGAUCUUUGAAAUGCCGAAGAGAGAGAAGGAAGGAAACCAGAAAGACACAGACUUUUUACCUUCCAGACUUGUAAGAGGAUUCCGAUCCAGUGAUUUUCAAGCCCCAAGACAAGCAAAUAAGUCAGUAUUAGUGUUGGAGGUCAGCUUUGGUUCCUUCAAACAAUCUCAGCUAAUGUAUAUAGAUGACAGGUUGAUCCACUUUAGCAUCUUUAGUACUAUCUGCAAUCAGUAAAUCUAGAAUGGUGCUAAAGAGUGGUCAGACAAUCAAAUAUAAAUCUAUAUCAAUGUUCCUAUUUAAUACUUAUGUGAAAAAUAAUUUUGAAAAACUUUUUAAAUAAAAACCAAAAUAAAACACAUAUUAGUAUACUCCCCCCCAGACUUAAAUUACACUGUCCCAGUGUAACACAGCCGGAGUGAGGUAAAUUAAAUAAAUCAUAAUAAAUAAAUAUAACAAGAUAGAACGAUAAAACCUGAUCGACAAGGUGUCGAUCGAUUCGUAGGGGUGUACGUCGAUCGUUAGUAAUGGUCGUGUGGUGUCGAGCGAUAUUAAUGGUCCGUGUCGGUCGACGGAAUCAUCAUCCUACUCGGAUCUUAUAAAAACUGCAAGAAUAAAUCCGAAAAAUAAAAGUAAAAAUGAAAAAUAACUUAAAAAUAAAAUAAAAGAAUACCUAAUAGUGGGAUGUCGUAGAACAACUUCACGAGAACAUUCCGAUCUUAUUGUGCAACUUGGAGAUGAUAUUUCCUCCCUCAUUUUUUGACGUCAUGGAGCAUUUAGCUGUCCACAUCCCGUAUGAGGCAUUGCUUCGAGGACCAGUACAUUAUGGAUGGAUGUAUCAGUAUGAGCGGGCCAUGAAAUAUUUGAAGGGAAAGGCAAAAAACCUUGCAAAGGUUGAAGGUUCUAUAAUUGCUGGAAGUUUGACGGAAGAAACAUCUCACUUCACAUCGUACUACUUUGCACCUAAUGUACGGACCUGACAAAGAGCUCCAAAAAGAUAUGAUGAUGGUGGUGUUGCCCCAACAUAUGCAGUUGCUGGUGUUCCGGAUAUCUUUAGCCAGAUUGAGCGAAUGGGUGGGAAAACGAAAGAGGUUUGGUGGUCGAGUGAUGAAGACGCCCAUAGUGCACACACUUACAUUCUACUUAAUUGUGAGGAUCCAUUUAUGCGCUAUUUUGAAAGCCUAUUUGUUAGUCAAGUCCAAGAAACAAUCCCAGGUAUAUCCACAAGUGAGGUAGAUAAAAGGAAAGAUAGACACUUUAUUAAAUGGUUGAAGAGUCAGGUAUUUACUCCAAUCCGAUAUUUGUUUCGCCCACGGGGUGUAACGAAAGCUAGCUUAAGACAUUUGUUUCAAUGUUCUCUUUAAUUUAAUUUUGCAGGUUGAAUAUGACGAUCCAGAUUACCCCACAUGGUUUCACGAAUUAGUUCAGGGUCCACUUGCAAAGGUCACCACAUCACCAAUGUAUUUCUCACGAGGCUUUACUUUUCAUACGUACGAGUAUGGUAAACACCGGACGACCAGCAAUUAUGAAAUUUGUGUGAAAGGCGAAACCGAUUUCUACGGGAUCUUGCAGGAGAUUAUUGAAGUGGAAUUCCCUGGGUUAUUGAAGCUGAAAGGCGUCAUAUUCAAAUGUGACUGGUUCGACCCCGUGGUCAACAGAGGUGUUCGAUUUAACAAAUUCGGUGUAGUUGCUGUCAACGGUGGACGGAGGUACAACAAAUUCGAGCCUUUCAUAUUAGCUUCGCAAGCAUACCAAGUUAGCUUCCUACCAUACCCGAGGUUGCGAGAAUCUGGAAUAAGUUGGUUAGCCGUCAUCAAAGUUACACCCCGUGGACGAAUAAUCGGUGGAGAAGAACCACCUUUGCAAGAAGAACACAUCAAUGAAGUCGAAGAACCUGAACAACAAAUGGAUGACAUCCUACUCAUUGAUCCGCAUAAUCAUGAGUAUGAAGAUCUUCCCGACGAUACCACUGACGAUGCUGUUGAAGACGAGUUUAAUGAAAGUGAUGAUGUUUCUAGUGUUGAAGAGAAUGAUGAUGUAUCUGAAUGAUGA
Raphanus sativus (radish) is the source of this 2869-nucleotide messenger RNA. RefSeq lists its product as uncharacterized. NCBI's taxonomy places the organism in Eukaryota, Viridiplantae, Streptophyta, Magnoliopsida, Brassicales, Brassicaceae. The transcript is spliced from 3 exons. Bases 2276 to 2866 code for a protein of 196 amino acids. The record is from RefSeq and is a predicted model, not a curated record.